Lolium rigidum is the source of this 552-nucleotide messenger RNA. RefSeq names its product dirigent protein 1-like. The transcript has a single exon. NCBI's taxonomy places the organism in Eukaryota, Viridiplantae, Streptophyta, Magnoliopsida, Poales, Poaceae. The record is from RefSeq and is a predicted model, not a curated record. Bases 1 to 552 code for a protein of 183 amino acids.
AUGUCUAGCAAACACACCAUGCAGCUCCUACCAGUCGCAGUCUCAAUGGCCAUCCUCCUCGUGGGAGCCGCGGCGGCCACGAAGACAACGACGCACCUCAAGUUCUACAUGCACGAUAUUGUGACGGCGGUGCCGCCGAGCCCAGCAACGGCGGUGCGCGUCGCCAGGGCGGUGACGCAGCUGCCGCCCCUCGAACCAGCCUUCCGCUUCGGGGACGUGUUCGUCAUCGACGAUCUUCUGACGGAGGGGCCCGACGCGGCGUCCCCGGCCGUCGGCACAGCACAGGGGUACUAUAUGUACGCGUCGCGGACGGACGCCGCGCUGAUGCUAAGCGUCAACAUGGUCUUCACGGCGGGGCCGCACAACGGCAGCACCAUCGCCGUGCUCGGAAGGGACGCCAUCCUCGACCCCGUCAGGGAGCUGCCGGUCGUUGGCGGCACCGGCGUGUUCCGCGGGGCUACCGGCUAUGGUCUGCUCCGGACAUACGCGAUAAACGGCACCACCUUCAACGCAGUGCUCCAGGUCGACAUGUACGUGCACGCGCGUGUGUAA